AUGAGCAAUUCCAAAAAAUCCUUUUUGAAAUGUAAUUUUAAUAUCUAUUGAAAAGUUCUAAGGUCUAUUGAUUUAUUUGGAUAGAAUAUCCUUCUAAAUCUAAAUGGUGAAGAUCAGUAUAAAACAGGAUGUGGUGGUUUAAUGACUCUAGUUAUUUUGGUUAUCGUUGUGUUAUUCUUUUAAUCUAACAUACAAGAUUUUAUAAACAAAGUAAACAUUCAAAGUGACAGCAAUAAAAUCUUUGAAGAUCAACCAGAUUAGAUAUAUUUAAAUGAAUCAAAUUUCAUGUUUGCUGUAGCUAUUGAAUAAAAUAAUUUCAAUUCUAAUCCAUUUUUCAAUAUCACUAUUGCAUCUAGGUAAACAAAUUUAUAAUUUAGACAUUAUGAACGUUUAGGAGAUGGAACACUCUCUAAAGUUGAAACCUUCAUUGAUCUUGUUCCUUGUACUGUUCAAAGAUUUUAACAGAUUUUUAGUACCUUUGGAUAAAAUUUUACUUAAUAAUUUCAUGAGAUCGGCUUAGAUACUUGGUUAUGUCCAUAGUAUUUUAUUAUUUUAUAUUUAGAAUCAACUACUCAUUUACACUUAAAGGAAGGUACACAAAUAAAUUUUUUGAUUUUCUCAAAAUAACUGUUAGUUAAUGUAAUAAUCAAUCUCAAACUAAUUCCUUUUAUACUUGGUAACCUAUUUGUGCUUCUAAUGAAACUAUCUCCAAAUGGCUUUUGGAACAAAGAUAAUAUAGAGUUAAGAUGUAUUAAUUGAAUAUAUUUUUAAGAUAUAUUACAAACUAAAUGAUUAGUCCAUUAAAAGGAGAUAAUUUUGUUUAAUCUUAUUUGGAUGAUGAAUUAUUUUUUUCAUUUAUUCCUUAAGUCAUAGGAAAAGAGGCUGAUAUAUUUUUUACGAAAUAUUUAAUGAAAACUGAUAAUAAUUUAUUACCAACUGGAGAUACUUUUGAUACCAAAGAAUUAUUUGCUAAAGAAUAAGGAGAUUAUAGAGAUUAAAAUAGUUAUGCUAGUGAAACUUAUGCAUCAAUUUAUCUUAGAAGAUCUCCUUAUACAACUUACAUAUCAAGAUCAUAUUAAAAAUUGGAUAAAAUGCUUUCAAUUUUAGGUGGAUUUGCCAAUAUAGUAAUUGUUGUUUUAGGGUUUGUUGUUGGAAUGUAUAAUAAAUAAUUAUGUAAAUAUAAUAAAUUCAUUUAAAAAUAGAUUUAAUAGAAUUAGCAAAUUAAAUUUAUGAUUUUAAUUUUGAAAAAGAAAAUAAAGAGAAAUUUGAAAGAUAAAAAUUAGUGUAAGAAAUUACAUAUUUGAAAUCUCAACCAAUGAUUUUAAGUAGAUGUAGUCCUAUUUAAUCUAUAAAUCCCAAUACAUCAGUUAAUAAGAAUUUAAGAAUGUCUAUUCGAUAAACAUUUUCUUAGAAAUUUGAUUAUAUUUCUGGAAUUCAAACUCAUAAGGAUGAAUCAUGUAAAAUGAUUACUUGUAGUCUUCGAUAACCUAUAGGAGAUAAAGAUAUUGAAUGGCAAAGUGCAGAUGCUGCUGAUAUUUACAAUAAUCAUUUUUUAGAUGCUUCAAAUGGAAUAAAAGAUGAUGUAAAGUAUUACUAAGAGGAUUAAAAGAAUUCUAAAAUGUAUAAUCAAAAUGAUAGAUAGAAAUCUUACAAAUAAAUUCAUAAGAAAAUAGUGAGUAAAAUAGGUUAACAUAAUAGAAAAGAAUAUUUAACUUAAUAAAUUUAAGCUAUGCUUGAUCGAAGUAGACCAAUCAUUUUUACUUUUAAAGUUUUAUUGAAUUAAUUAUUUUGUGGAAAAUUGUUUUAGGAUGAAAAUUCAAUUCUAUUAAAUAAGGCAAUGUAUAAAUAUAAAUAUAAAUAAUAAAAAGAAAGAAAAUAAAUUCUGACAUCGAUAUAUGUGUUUUAAUAGAUAAAGUGAAAGAGAUAGAAUUGAUCAAAGAAUUAUUAUUAAAUAAUGAUCAACAGAUUUUAUUUAAUUUUGCACCUAAAGAAGUAAUCACAAUAGAAAAUGAAAGUCGUAAACAUUCUUUUCCUAAUAGAAGGGAGAAUAAGUAAAUAUAAUAAAAUAUAGAUUAAUAUAGAAGAGCAUUUACAAAAACAUUAGGAGUGUAAUUUGGAGAUGUUGCAAAAAUGAUGUUAGAUAAGAAAUUUAAAAAAGGUUAAUUUGUGACUCCUGGAAUGCAAAUAUAUUAUAAAUUAUAUUCAGCAUAUGAGAGAGUAAUUCUAUCAGAUGAGAAAAAUGAUAGACUUAAUUAAGUAUUAAUUGAGAAACUUGGUUAAGAAGUUAAGGAUGUUUUUGAUAUAUCAAAUUAUAUAAAGGGAGAUGAGAAUGCAAAAAUAAUAGAUAAAUUAAAAAAGAAAUAAACAAAUCCUAUAGAAGAUGAAUAACCUAUAGGAUUAAUAAGUGUGGAAUAUAAAGAUAUAAAUUAAUCUAUGAUUAAAUGA
Molecule: messenger RNA, 2445 nt
Organism: Paramecium sonneborni
Lineage: Eukaryota; Ciliophora; Oligohymenophorea; Peniculida; Parameciidae
Source: the annotation of a GenBank genome assembly